Messenger RNA from Adineta steineri, 1146 nucleotides. The record is from the annotation of a GenBank genome assembly. NCBI's taxonomy places the organism in Eukaryota, Metazoa, Rotifera, Eurotatoria, Adinetida, Adinetidae.
AUGAUGGUAACUACAUGUGAUACUGUUCGAGAAAAACGUGUAAAAAAUCCACGAAAAAUUUUUUCUCCAUCUGGAUCUUCUCAACCAUUACCAAGCAAUUAUUUGAUUUUUAUAUCAGACACAGAGUCUUAUUCUAUCGUAGGUCGGAGUAGUAUUAAGAAAAUUAAUGGAAAAAAAGCUACAUUAGUCCUUAAUAAAAAAACUUUUACUGGAGAAAUUAUAUGUUCUGGUACAUUUACUCAAUGUCAAGAAAAAAUGAAUGAAGUUCAACAAGCAUCACAACCAUUUGCAAACGAUGAAACAGCGAGUGAUAGUGAAGUUGAUGAAGACGAUUUUGAUCAUCAUGAUAAAAAUGAAAAUGAAUUUACUAUUGAAAUAAGUGAAGAUUAUAAUGAAAAUGAAGAAGAAUCAUUUAAUCGAUUUGAUAAAUCCAGAAACGAAUUGUUACGUGAAGAAUCUCGUGGUAAAAAACGACAAUCUACACAUUCUCAUUCAACAAAUGACGGACCUCGACAAAAAAAACAAAAACCACAAGAAUAUUCAACCGAACGUGAUCAAGAAUUAAAUGAUGAACCUAUGGUACAAUCAUCAAUCACAAUUGACCAACAAGGGCGUUUAAGUGAUGGAAAAUCAUUAAAAUUAAUCGAAAAUAAAAUAAAUGAUCUCAAUAAAAGCUUGGUCAAAAUGAGUAAUGCACUUCGUCAGAUGGCAUCAACGACACGAGCUGGAUCACAAAAUCUUGAUCAUUAUCGUGAUGCAAAUAAUCAAGAGAUAUUUCCAGUUACUGUGGAAUAUUGUGGUCGAAAUCUGCUUGAUACUAUUGGAACAGAUUUUGGUGAUUAUGCACGACAACUUAUGCGUGUGUUAUAUACAAAAGAUGAACUUCAAUCAUGUAUUCUUCCACCAGGCCGACAACAUCUUGCUCGACCACCACUUGAUGCUGAACGUUUUGCUCGAUUAAAUGAAGCUGUUCGUGUGAAAUAUCGACUAGCAUCUCAUUUCUAUGGUGACUUUUUCAAAUAUCAUUUAGGACCAAAACUCAGUGAUUUUCUAAUUGAAGAACGCCGUCGUGAUGAACAGAAAAAUCUUCGAAGACAAGCAAAAUUACCUUCUGUUGAUUUGGAACUUCAGCAGUUGAUCGAUUAA